UCCUCUGCUGGCCAGACGGUGACGAGCUCAGGUGAUAGUUCACCGUGCGCAACUCGCGGUGCAGACCCCGGGCAUCACCCAGCAUCACACAAAUGUGGGUGGGGUCGCUUUGAUGCGCAAACCAGACGGCAAUGUGCGCUCCACGGCGAAUGCCCGAAGUCCGCGUAAACUUCCAGUGAGGAGAACAAAUAGCCUGCGGAGAGGAGAAGAGAAGCGGGGGGAGGCGUGGGGGCUCUACUUCCUUGUAGUCUCACGGGCAAAUGACUGGUGAGAUAUUGCAUAAAAGCAAGAAGGAGGAAUAACCCUGACUGGGCAGAAACUCAGAGGGUACAAGGCGAGGAGCGCUCGCAAGUCUUCGAGUCGUGAGUAGGACGCUUAUUAGCACGUUUGUCUGGUCUUUCUGUGCACCUUUCCUACCCUCGCAGCAUCCCGCUACCCUGCCGUCAUGGCAUGGCCCUGCAUUACGCGCGCUUGCUGCAUCAACCGCUUCUGGACCGAGCUGGACAAAGCGGACAUCGCGGUGCCUUUGGUUUUCACCAAAUACUCGGAUGUGGCCGACGUGCAGCAUCUCCCGCAUCACCCGCAGCCCAGGCAGAAGAGGGCCGGCGCCAUCGCCAUAGAAACCCAGCCGCAUCCCGGCGAGCAGGAGGCAGGGAAGGCACCGCCCGCGACGGGUGCCGCAGCGGGCAAAGAUGGCUCUAAUGCGUCCGUCAUGCGCCAAGACUUCAAGGCGUGGAGAGUGCGCCCCGAGCCCAGCUGCAAGCCCAGGAACGAGUACCAGCGCUCCGCGGCCCCGUUCAACAACGAAACUCAGUAUCAGAAGGACUACAAGCCCUGGCCUAUACCGAAGAAGCACGACCACCCCUGGAUCCCCAAACCGAGCCCCACCGGCGGGCCGGAGCGCAGCGCGGGCGGCGGCAAGCUGGAGCACGCUGCCGCCGAGGCCGAGAGCGGCGUGGAGAAGAGCGAGAUCGAGGAGAAGCUGCAGGAGAAGGAGACCAAGGAGGUGGCGAAGAAGAGCGUGAAGAGGGAAAAGUCGGCGGAGAGGAAAGCGGGUGAGAAGUCGGAGGCGCAGCUGGGCGCAGAUGGGAGCGCCGAGCAGAGGAAAGGCAGAGCAGCUGCAGACGCGCUGAACAGACAGAUAAAGGAGGUGAUGUCGACUUCCAGCAGCUACAGAACUGAGUUCAAGGCGUAUAAGGAUGUGAAACCAGUGAAGCCCAUCAAGGCUCCAUCUCAGUAUAAACCCCCGGCGGAGGAGACCAGCCUGGAAACCAGUUACAGCGCCACAUACAAGGGGGAGCAGGUCAAGGUCAACCCCACCGACAACAAGGUGGUGGAGCGCAGGAGGAUACGCAGCCUGUACAGCGAGCCCGGCAAGGAGCCUGCCAAGGUGGAUAAACCAGUGUCUCGCACCAAACCAAAAAAGACGCCGACAACAACAACAGGGAAGAUGGUGAAAAAAACUAAAGAGAAGCAGAUUGCCAGCUCCCAGUCAGCCAAGAAGAAGCCGUCUUCGGGCGCCGCAGAACCCAAACCGGGCGGAGUCGUCGCCACAAAGAAGAGCAAAGAGAUCAGCAACAGACUGGCCGAAGCUAAGCACUGAAAAGUAGUUCACGUCUGCACCCUUCGACCAAAGGCGACUUGACGAAUGAGGCAAACUUCUUCCCUUUGGUUUCUUUUCCUGUUGUUUUUGCCAUCCUGUCAUAUAUCGUUCACCUCUGAAUGGGCACCAAUGUUGAGCUUUUAGACUAAUGCAAAUGAUUCCACUGUGCGUGUGUGUGCGAGUGUGUGUGUGUGUCGGUGUGUGAAAGUACAGUGUGAUGUGAUUCCUUGUGUUUUGGUGCACUGAACCGCUUUAUAUUAUUGAGCACAUAAUUUGCACAUUAUUUAUAUGAGUUCUGUUUGGCAUCGAGCUAUAAUGGAAAAAAGAAAAAAAAAGCCAUCAGUACACAUAUGCGUGUAUGAAAGGGCAUUUUUACCUUCGUCUGAAUGGAUGACAAUUCAGAUCAAUAUUAAAAUGAUUGUAGAAAAACAAAUGUCGAGGGGGGGGGUGCUUUUUCUCUGAGAGGUUUUGUGAAAGUACAAAAUCUGUUUUACGGUUGCGUUUCCUAGUUACAGUGCCUCCGCUGUAUGGUCCUGGUUUUCAUUUCAUUGUUCUGGAUGAUAUCUGGUUUCAUCAGUUUGGUUGCUAAGGAACCAAAUGAACUGUAAUAUAAUUGCUACGGCUUGCAUGCAGGACCCCUGUUUUUCAGUUGAGUAGCAACAUUUUAGCAGACUAAUAUUGUCACUGUCACAUUUUAGCUUGUAAAUCGAGCCAUUAUAAAGAUAAAUGUAUUGGGGCGAGAACCUUUUUCGAAAUAUAAUGCAUGCGUAGAAAAUAGAUUCUGGUCACACCGAAAAAAGUACAUACAGUAACAAAAAAAUCAUAGUCUAGUGGCUGUUAAAGCUCUGAAAUAAAACACACCAGCAAUAUGGUUUCACCCACAAACAUGUUUCUUGCAAAUCUAAAUGGAGAUCCUUUGAUUUACCAGGAAUACUGCAGUUCAGCGAUGACUCAGUGUUUUGUGACAUUGUGCUCCAUCCUCUCCCUCUGAGCUGUGACGCUGUAACACUAAAACAAAAGAUGCACACAGGCCUGUAAAAAAGAAGACCUGGCUCUGAUCUCUCCAGGUGUUGAAGGACAAGGAAUGGGCCAGGACUUGUAGUUCAGCUCUUUAAAAAAAAAUGCUGCUGUCUGAAGAAAAAAAAAAAAAGAGGCGCAAAUCACCUCUGCUCAAUGUGAGUGUGACAUGUUUCUACUGAAAAUGCCAUCACACACCCUUCCCUCUCUGGUUGUGAACUCAGUCAUGCACCGUGAUGCCCUUCAGCGCCAACAUGGCUGCAGAGCGCGAGGGCCCGAGUCGAGCACUAAUACCCACCGUGAGUCUGCUUCCAGUUUCAGCUUCAGUGUGUGUAUGUGUGAGUGUGAGAGCGACUUUUCCUUGUCUGACCUCUACAGCCUGCUGCCUGCUAUAGCAUCAAGUCUGACCCAACCACCAGACGUGCUGCUAUGCACUCCGACACCCUGGUGCUAUAUCUCUCGUCUGGUUUGGACUGUGUGUGUGUGUGUUGUCAGACCGGAGUGAAAUGAUGAUAUGACAGUGUCAUACCGCUGCAGACAUGUUGUGAAAUUGUGCUUGUACUCUCAGCUUGCUCCGAAUGAACUCCGAUUAAAAUGAUGAUACAGAA
This is a messenger RNA of Acanthopagrus latus (yellowfin seabream), 3228 nucleotides long. RefSeq names its product microtubule-associated protein 6b (gene map6b). The record is from RefSeq and is a predicted model, not a curated record. Gene Ontology annotation, cellular component: microtubule; Golgi-associated vesicle; cis-Golgi network. Gene Ontology annotation, molecular function: calmodulin binding; microtubule binding. Lineage: Eukaryota; Metazoa; Chordata; Actinopteri; Spariformes; Sparidae. Gene Ontology annotation, biological process: cytoskeleton-dependent intracellular transport; microtubule cytoskeleton organization; regulation of microtubule cytoskeleton organization. The transcript has 3 exons. Bases 446 to 1603 code for a protein of 385 amino acids.